AAAAGAAGACAUUUCUCUCUCUCUCUCUCUCUCUGUGUUCGCAGUCUUUAACCAACCACUGAGUUCGCUAUGGCAUUUCCUUACUUGGAAGCAGUUCUCGGAUUCAUGAUAUUAAUGUACAUAUUUGAGACAUACCUUGAUGUACGACAGCAUGCUGCUCAUAAAUUGCCAACACUUCCGAAAACUUUGGUGGGAGUUAUCAGCCAGGAAAAAUUUGAGAAGUCCCGUGCAUAUAGUCUAGACAAAAGUUACUUCCAUUUUAUCCAUGAGUUUGUUACCAUACUUAUGGACUCUUCCAUCUUGUACUUCCGGAUAUUGCCCUGGUUUUGGAAGAUAUCAGGAGAAUCUUUGGUAUACCUUGGUCUCAAUGCAGAGAAUGAAAUAUUUCACACACUUUCAUUUUUAGCAGGAGUUAUGGUUUGGUCACAGAUCACCGAUUUGCCAUUUUCAUUGUAUUCAACCUUUGUGAUUGAGGCCCGCCAUGGUUUCAACAAGCAAACAGUAUGGCUAUUCUUUAGGGACAUGAUAAAAGGAAUUGCUUUAGCUGUUGUGAUUGGUCCUCCCAUUGUGGCUGCCAUCAUUGUUAUAGUACAGAAAGGAGGUCCUUACUUGGCAAUUUACUUGUGGGGGUUUAUGCUGAUUUUAUCUCUUGUUAUGAUGACUAUCUACCCUGUACUAAUUGCUCCACUUUUCAACAAGUUCACUCCGCUUCCACAGGGAGACCUUAGGUUGAAGAUUGAGAAUCUUGCAUCCUCACUCAAGUUUCCCCUAAAGAAAUUAUUUGUGGUUGAUGGGUCUACAAGGUCAAGCCACAGCAAUGCAUACAUGUAUGGGUUCUUCAAGAACAAGCGCAUUGUCCUCUAUGAUACACUCAUCCAGCAGUGCAAGAAUGAUGAGGAAAUAGUUGCUGUUAUUGCACAUGAACUGGGUCACUGGAAACUUAAUCACACAAUGUACUCCUUCAUUGCAGUCCAGAUUCUCACGUUGUUGCAGUUUGGAGGAUACACUCUUGUUAGGAAUUCAAAGGACUUGUUUCAGAGUUUUGGGUUUGAUACACAACCAGUUCUUAUUGGACUCAUCAUUUUCCAGCACACAGUGAUACCUCUCCAGCACCUAGUAAGCUUUGGCCUUAAUCUUGUAAGCCGCGCUUUUGAGUUCCAGGCUGAUGCAUUUGCAAAGAAGUUGGGCUAUGCUGCACCUCUUCGAGCUGGUCUUGUGAAAUUGCAGGAAGAAAACUUGUCAGCUAUGAACACAGAUCCUUGGUAUUCAGCCUAUCAUUACUCUCACCCUCCCCUAGUUGAGAGACUGGCUGCCAUUGAUGAACCUGAUAAGAAGACGGACUAACAGAUACGUGGGAGUUUCACCAUUCGCCGUAGAACUCGUUCUAUACUUUGCACUGCACAUCUGCAAGCAUAGCUAUUAUAUGCUUGCAAUUAGUCAUGUAUGUUGAUCUUUCGAAGCACAGCAAAAGUAAUGAUCUUUUUUUAUCCAGAUGAGUAACUCAGUAUUAGAGACCACAAAGAGGGGAAAAAGGAAUGAAUUCUAUUGUACCAACAUUUGAAACAUAAGAAAAGCAAUGAUCUUUUGAAGAUGUUACCUCAA
This is a messenger RNA of Nicotiana attenuata, 1602 nucleotides long. Its product is annotated as CAAX prenyl protease 1 homolog. Gene Ontology annotation, molecular function: metalloendopeptidase activity. Gene Ontology annotation, cellular component: endoplasmic reticulum membrane. Bases 70 to 1344 code for a protein of 424 amino acids. The record is from RefSeq and is a predicted model, not a curated record. Gene Ontology annotation, biological process: CAAX-box protein processing. NCBI's taxonomy places the organism in Eukaryota, Viridiplantae, Streptophyta, Magnoliopsida, Solanales, Solanaceae. The transcript has 14 exons.